Vitrella brassicaformis is the source of this 1591-nucleotide messenger RNA. NCBI's taxonomy places the organism in Eukaryota, Vitrellaceae. The record is from the annotation of a GenBank genome assembly.
CAGAGUCGAAAUCAAGACACAGAAGAAGUAAGUGGCACACGCACCGUACCGCACCCGCGCUAUUCACGACUGAACUCACUAUAUAUGCACAGACACAAAUACUCUCUUUCUCUCCCUCACCGCACCAACACCUAGAGAGCAUUUGUCACGCUGGCCGGCAGCUGAUCUCUGCCUACAUACCCCCCCUGCGCCCCCUUGCUCUUGACAGACUCGCCAGCCACCACACACGCCUUCUCACACGCAUCCUGAACACACACCAAAUGAUACAGCCAUGCAUACAUACCAUAUCGAUGUGCUGCCCGUCCUCGCCUACUCACCACAAGCUUCGCCCCCCUGGCAAUCAGCACGGCCAGGGCACCGACGAACGAGUCCCCGGCGCCCGUGGUGUCGACGAUCUGCUCCGGCGGGAUCUUGGGGGUGGCCACGUGUGUGGUGAGGAUGGGCCCGGUGCCGUUGAACCGCUCCGCGGCCAUGCAUCCAUCUUUGCCGAGUGUGAUGACGACCUGCAUAGUCGGGCAGGGACCCUCGGCAUCGAGAAGGGCCUCACACGCCUCCUUCGCUUCCUAGAUACACACACAUCAAUUAGGAACACAGCAAAGCAUACAUAGUGGUCGUAUUCGCAUCUGUGGCCACCGUGUGUGUUUGUUACUGACUGCUAGGAUGCUGCAUGGAAGUCGACUGAGCGUGGCUGCCUCCUCUUGAUUGACACACAGGAGGGUGGUGUUGGCAAAGAAGCCCUCGAGGAGCUUCUCUGGCGCCGGUGCAGCGUUAAGGAUGGUGGUCACCGACGGAUUGGACGCGCGAGCGAUCUUGAAGGCCUGUGGCCGCAACAACACACAAGGCAGAUAGAGCGAUCAGUGACAUGCGGCCCGCCCUGCAUGCCUUGUGUGCUCUCCCUUGUCACCUCCAGAGUAAUCUCCGGCGGAAUCUCCAACUGUCCCACAACUACUUUGGCCUGAAGGUAGGCAGCGAGAGUGACACAACACAGAGUGAACGGGUUCAUGUCUGUUGCUACAGUACCUGUGCGAGCAGUUGUUUGAUGGGUGGUGUGUGUAGGUCCUCAAUGGACAGCAGUGCUGCCGCGCCAGGCACCACGACUAUCGCAUUCGCCCCAUCGUCCGUCACACAUAUGGGCGCCACAGCUGACACACACACAGGGAGGGAGAAACAGAUCCCCAUGCAUUCAUUUCCUUUGUUCGCCAGCAUGCCCAUCACGGGCAUCACCUGUAUGGCUCUCUGUCGUGGUCAGCACGCCCGACCUGUCCAUCCCGAUCCUCUCCCAGCUCUCCCUGAUCUCCUUGCCGUUCGCGUCGUCCCCAAGCUUGGCGAUGACGCCCACUGCUGACGCAUCCUUGACCAGCUUAGCCGCUUGCACAGCUUGGUUGGCCCCCUUUCCGCCGUGGCAUGUCAUGAAUGAGUGCCCGAGCAGGGUCUCGCCCAGAUGCGGCAGCCGCGGCACAAAUGACACCAGAUCCAUAUUGGCACCACCAACCACGACGACGUCCAUGGAUGUUGUUGAGAAACCAAUCAGGCUAUAGCCGAGGUUAUCCAUCUGCGGGCCGACACAUCGUUUCCUCAAAAGAUGUGACUG